Balaenoptera acutorostrata (minke whale) is the source of this 2170-nucleotide messenger RNA. RefSeq lists its product as uncharacterized. The transcript has 6 exons. The record is from RefSeq and is a predicted model, not a curated record. The coding region runs from base 524 to 1225 and encodes 233 amino acids. NCBI's taxonomy places the organism in Eukaryota, Metazoa, Chordata, Mammalia, Artiodactyla, Balaenopteridae.
UCCCUGGCGCCGAACCCCAGCCCAGCUGCUGGCUCUCCUGAACGAGGUGAUGCCACCGUCUUCCAAACAGUUCAUCUCUCCCGCCAUCCAGUCACCACUCGGUGGAUUUUACCAUCACCGCACGGGGGUCAGCUCCCGAUGUCAGGCCCCCUGAGAUGCUGCAGCAGCUUCCCAAUUCCAGGCCUGGCCUCUUCCCAGCGACCUUCUACAAAGCCACCGGCCGCAUCUCCCUGAAGCCUGGCUUGGCUUGCAUUUCUCCCUCCCCGGUGAAGGCAUCCGUGGUUUCCUGUUCCCGCUGACCCCGAGGCCUAGAAUUCAUAGUCCUUCGUCAGGACGGAAGCACGCCUCUCCAGCCUGGCCUCCCAGGUCUCCCUCUGUGCAUCUGCAUCCUGCUCUUGUCCCGUGGCAAGCCCAAGCUUUCCCAGCCCCACGUCUCACAGGUCUACCAGCCCUGUAGGGCCCUGCUCCUGUGCCAUCUCAGCCCUGCCACCCUCGCAGGAUCCCCAGAGGUACCGCCACUUAGAUGCGUGAUGCACCAGGCUCAUCCCCCCCCUCGGAUGGCUGGGCUGAGGUUUCAGAGGCGUUCCGAGCUCCUGUGGAGACUUGCUUCUCUCCAGCCUUGGGCUCUCUGCACUCUUGGACAUCUCAGGGCCCAGAAGAAAAAGAAGAAAGCCAACCAGUUCUGGGAGCAGCCUGGGUGAAGAGAGGAAAACUGAGGCGUGUUAACAGAAGAAGCGGGGAAGGGAUGCUAGAGAUUAAAGAUUGCCGCUGCUGUGGUGUUCAUUUGCAGCCUUUGGUGUGGAUUGAUCACUGUGGUCAAGGAGAGGGCUGGAAGGUAUAUUCAAGGCCUGCUUGCACGGGCGUGACCAAGACCAUUCUCAGCAAAAUGAAAAAUCAAGAUUCCUCUCCAGUGGCUUGUGACACUGCUUCAGGAAGACUUCCCCAACACCUGAAGAAUUUCUGUGUUCCUUUUCCCAGUCUGGGAUGUCUACUUACCAUAUUGCCAGCUUCUGGACCUGUUGUAUCUGGGAUGCAGGCUGAAUCAAAGCUACACCCACCCUCCUGCUCUGGGUUGCUCAGAAAUUCCAAGAAAUUCCAAGUUUCCUGCUGCCUCACUGGCUGGAACAGAGUGGAAUGCACCACUGCUGAUAACAACAGAAGAGGCCCCAAACCACAGAGGCAGGCAGCCCCGGGGACAAAUCCUUGUUCCACCGCUUCACGCUGAAAGAUAUUGUACAAGUUACUUAGCUUUCAUCAUAGGUCAGAUUUCCUGGGAAAGAGAGUCUAGGUCUCUGAGGGUUGUGUGGAGGAGGCUGACUGGGGAGUGAGCUCAGAAACAACAACAACACGGGGAGGGAUGCAGGACUGGGCAGAGGGAGAAGCUGUACCAUGAUACAGUUUCAAUGGAGACCUCCAGCAAUCCCACAGGGAGCUGGGAUGGCCCUUCAGAGUUGUCCCAGCUGAGGACAAAUGGUUAGGCUUUUGUACUUCCAUGUUGGCCAGUCAUAGAUGCAGGCUGCCUUCUGAGAAAUGGUCUGAGAUGAAAGCUCUCUUUGACUGAGUCUUGGAGCAGCAGCUAGAGGUCCUGGUAGUAGGCGGAAUGAGUGCCUACAUCCUGAGGUGUAUCUGGGCAGCCCACCGUACCUGUGCCUACAUGUUCAAUAUAUCAGAGAUCAAGGAAGUCUCCUUGGCCAGUCUACCUGAAAUUGCAACCCCUUAAUCUCAUAUCCCCUGUACCCCAUCUUACUUUUAUCCAUGGUAUUUAUCAUGAACUGACAUAACAUUUUUUUAAAGAUUUUUUUGAUUGGACCAUUUUUAAAGUCUUUAUUGAAUUUGUUACAAUAUUGUUUCUGUUUUAUGUUUUGGUUUUUUUGGUCACGAGGCAUGUGGGAUCUUAGCUCCCCGACCAGGGAUCAAACCCGAACUCCCUGCAUUGGAAGGUGUAGUCUUAACCACUGGACCGCCAGGGAAGCCCUGAACUGACAUCCUGUAUAAGAAUUCGUCUAUUGUCUUUCUGGAAAUGCUCUAGAACACACUCCAAGCUACUUGAGGGCAGGGAUUUUGUUUUACUCAUGACUAUAUGCCCAGUUCCUAAAACAGGGAGUGGCACAGAUUGAACACUCAAUAAAUAUGUGUUAAUUGAGUGGAAUAAAUGAAUGAAUAAAUAUAA